Danaus chrysippus (African queen) is the source of this 564-nucleotide messenger RNA. Lineage: Eukaryota; Metazoa; Arthropoda; Insecta; Lepidoptera; Nymphalidae. The record is from the annotation of a GenBank genome assembly.
AUGAGUUCACUUCAGUUAGUUCUAGAAAAAAAAGCAAUCAACAGAAAUGAAAACGCCAAAGAAAUGGCCUUUCCUGACUUAAAUAAUACACAGACUGGAGGACAAAUAAAACGUGCUCCUCAACAACAGGCAGUAUCACUGACGAUGACGAGACCUUCAGCGAGUGCGGGCGGGACACUCACUGAGAGGCGGAGGAGGAAUAUAGAGACAUGGAACAUUCAGACGACACGAACCGGGGAGACACAGCCUCCUGGAGGCUGCGAGCAGCACUCAAAUAUCAAUAAUACAAAGCGAGACUCGUCACAGAGCAGUCAUCAUCGAUUGAUGAUGAUCGAUGAUGGAACAGUGAUGGAUCGACAUCACCGCAUCAUCAGUUUGGGGACACGAGUGACGCUAGUUAUAGAGGUGUUUAGAUGUCAUCUGGGUCGAGGGUCGAGGGUCGAGGGUCGCGGGUCGUCAGGAGCUGCUCUCCUCGUGCUCCGUGGUCGUCUCCAGCCCCUCACACCGAACGACCUGGUUGUUCUGUUUAAUUACAGAAUUCAUUCAGUAAACAAGUAUUACUAA